AUGACCUUCGCCAUGCUGCGCGCGGCGCCUCCGGGCCGCUACCUGUGCCCCGAGGUCAGCAUACUGUCAGAGGACGAGGACAACGGCAGCGAGAGCUCAGGCUCGGACGAGAAGCCCUGCCGUGUGCACGCGGCGCGCUGCGGCCUCCAGGGCGCCCGCCGGCGGCCCGGGGGCCGGCGGGCUGGGAGCGGCCCGGGACCUGGAGGGCGCCCAGGCCGGGAGCCCAGGCAGAGGCACACGGCGAAUGCGCGCGAGCGGGACCGCACCAACAGCGUCAAUACAGCCUUCACAGCGCUGCGCACGCUCAUCCCCACGGAGCCCGCCGACCGCAAGCUCUCCAAGAUCGAGACACUGCGCUUGGCCUCCAGCUACAUCUCGCACCUGGGCAACGUGCUGCUGGUGGGAGAGGCCUGUGGCGAUGGGCAGCCAUGCCACUCGGGGCCUGCGUUCUACCACCCGGCGCGUGCGGGAAGUCCACCGCCGGCGGCACCACCGCCGUCCCGGGACAGCGAGAACGCGCAGCCCAAGCAGAUCUGCACCUUCUGCCUCAGCAACCAGAGAAAGCUGAGCAAAGAACGGGACAGAAAGAUGGCGAUUCGGAGCUAG
This is a messenger RNA of Chrysochloris asiatica (Cape golden mole), 606 nucleotides long. RefSeq names its product scleraxis homolog B (mouse) (gene SCX). Lineage: Eukaryota; Metazoa; Chordata; Mammalia; Afrosoricida; Chrysochloridae. Gene Ontology annotation, molecular function: RNA polymerase II transcription regulatory region sequence-specific DNA binding; DNA-binding transcription factor activity, RNA polymerase II-specific; protein dimerization activity. The record is from RefSeq and is a predicted model, not a curated record. Bases 1 to 606 code for a protein of 201 amino acids. The transcript has 2 exons. Gene Ontology annotation, biological process: developmental process; regulation of transcription by RNA polymerase II.